Molecule: messenger RNA, 1114 nt
Organism: Micropterus dolomieu (smallmouth bass)
Lineage: Eukaryota; Metazoa; Chordata; Actinopteri; Centrarchiformes; Centrarchidae
Gene: tatdn1
Product: TatD DNase domain containing 1
Exons: 12
Coding region: 10-960 (316 amino acids)
Cellular component (GO): cytosol
Molecular function (GO): 3'-5'-DNA exonuclease activity
Source: RefSeq, a predicted model, not a curated record
UGCAGCAUUAUGGGAUUGGUGAGAGCUACAUGUGUGAUUCUUUUCAGAAGUAUUACUCUUACAGCAAUGGCUCAGCACAAAUUCAUCGAUAUCGGUGUGAACCUGACAGAUCCCAUGUUUAGAGGACUUUACAGAGGGAAGCAGAAACAUGAAGAUGACUUCAGUCAGAUCAUCGACAGAGCUCUUAAAAUCGGAGUUGAAAAGUUUAUGAUCACAGGAGGGAGCCUAGAAGACAGCAAGGAGGCCCUUAAACUAGCUGAGACCAGAGAUGAGUUUUACUGCACAGUCGGCUGCCAUCCCACCCGCUGCAGUGAGUUUGAGCAGAAUGGAGAAUCCCAGUACUUCUCAGGGCUGAGGGAGCUGGCAUCAGCACACAGAGGAAAGGUGGUGGCCAUCGGAGAGUGUGGACUCGAUUUUGACAGAUUGGAAUUUUGCCCCAAAGAGACUCAACUUAAAUUCUUCGAGAAGCAGUUUGACCUGGCAGAGGAGACCAAGCUGCCCAUGUUCCUCCACUGCAGAAACUCCCAUCAGGAGUUCAUCGACAUCAUGAAGAGAAAUCGAGACCGAUGUGUUGGAGGAGUGGUCCACUCAUUUGAUGGGACUGCAGAGGACGCUGCUGCCCUCACUGACCUGGACCUCUAUAUUGGAAUAAAUGGAUGUUCCUUGAAAACAGAGGCCAAUAUUGAAGCUAUGAAGUCUAUCCCGACUGAGAGGCUAAUGAUAGAAACAGAUGCUCCGUGGUGUGGCGUGAAGAACACUCAUGCAGGCUCCAAAUACAUUAAAACUACAUUUCCCACAAAGAAGAAAUGGGAGGCGGGGCACUGUCUGAAGGACAGGAACGAGCCCUGUCACAUCAUACAAGUUCUAGAGGUGAUGGCAGCAGCGAGGGAAGAGGACCCCCUAGAGCUGGCCAAUGCAAUCUACAACAACACCAACAAAGUCUUCUUCAGCUCCAGCUGAUGAUGAUGAACAUGUUUAAACUUUCAUGAGACCAACUGACAUGGUCUUAUUUUACGUGUGUGUGUGUGUGUGUGUGUGUAAGAUUUGUCCAGGGGUAAAACUCUACUUUUGCCAAUUGUGAAAUUGCUUCUGAAAUAAAAUAAUUACAUUUUCA